GGUCACUUUGGUCGAUUUUCCAUAAUUCUAAUGCCAAAGUAAAAGAAUCUCUUCUUCUUGGUCGUUUGCUUCUUCUUUCCUUCUCUGUCCAGCGCGAAUCCCCGCGCCACCGCCACCCCCCCCCCCCAAUAGAUUCCUAACCUAUCUUCAUCUUCGAGGUCCUUCGAAAAUGGUGGCUCCAACGAGAUCGGAGGCCCUUUCGCUUCUUCGCUCUUUUCUCCGUACAGCUCGUCACUUCUGCGAUUACAACAUCAGAGAGUACGCCAAACGACGUGCCGUCGACGGCUUCCGCCAUAACCGCAACCUUUCCGAUCCUCCAUCCAUCUCCUCCGCCUACGCCGACGGCAAGGCUCAGCUUGAAGUUGCUAAAAGACAAUCCGCCGUGUACUCCCUCUAUGCGCCCAAGGUAAAGAGCAUCAUGGAGCCUCAUCGCACAAACUGAAUACGGAAGCUCUUUUGCCCUAAUUCUUUGUAAUUCUAAUUCUAUUAUGACAGAUUUCGUGAGUUAGGGUUUAUUUCUGCUUCGCGGAUCUUUACUUGAUUGGCUUAUCAUAUCUUUUCUACUCAGAAUUCAAUAAGUCGUUUGUUCUGUGAGAUUUGCCUGUGGGUUUUGUUUGUUUGUUUUGAUUUAUCAAUCCUUGAUUGUGGGAUGGAAUUUGAAAUAUUUGGUGAUGAUGAACAUGAUUAGACUCUUCUUGGUUUUGAUUUUAUUGGAUUUGAUACACUAAUCAAUUUUGUAUC
Molecule: messenger RNA, 741 nt
Organism: Benincasa hispida (wax gourd)
Lineage: Eukaryota; Viridiplantae; Streptophyta; Magnoliopsida; Cucurbitales; Cucurbitaceae
Source: RefSeq, a predicted model, not a curated record